Molecule: messenger RNA, 1221 nt
Organism: Saccharomyces mikatae IFO 1815
Lineage: Eukaryota; Fungi; Ascomycota; Saccharomycetes; Saccharomycetales; Saccharomycetaceae
Gene: RAD55
Product: putative DNA-dependent ATPase RAD55
Exons: 1
Coding region: 1-1221 (406 amino acids)
Biological process (GO): meiotic DNA recombinase assembly; reciprocal meiotic recombination; DNA repair
Cellular component (GO): Rad51C-XRCC3 complex; replication fork; Rad51B-Rad51C-Rad51D-XRCC2 complex
Molecular function (GO): four-way junction DNA binding; crossover junction DNA endonuclease activity; ATP binding
Source: RefSeq, a predicted model, not a curated record
AUGUCUUUUGGCAUACCACUUUCCCAAUUAAUAGUAGAAAGUCCGAAGCCAUUAAGUAGUGGCAUCACAGGAUUAGAUGAGAUGCUAAACCUCGGAUUCCAAGCAAGAUCGAUCUACGAGGUGUUUGGACCUCCAGGGAUUGGCAAGACUAAUUUCGGAAUCCAACUGGUAGGCAAUUCCUUAGAAAAUAUACAGCCAUCGGACAUGAAUGACGAUAAAGUUCUGUGGAUAGAAACCUUCCAAGAUAUGCCUAUAAAUUUAUUAAGAGAACGCUUUCGAAAACGUGAUGUUGUAGAUGAGAAUGUAAAACGUGUCCGAAUAACAAAAUUUGGGCAACUGUUAUAUUUUUUUCAGAAUUUGUUCAAGUUAUCUCAAAGUAUGAAGUACAAACUAAUUAUAAUUGAUGGGUUUUCCCAAAUAGUUUGUGAUCACUUGUGUACAUUAAGUAAAAGAAGCGGUGGUAUGCUGGAUAAAAGUAUACACGAGUUAAAAUGCAGGCACUUGAUAUUAAUGUUUACAAUAAUGACCAAAUAUACACAUUCUACGGGUUCGACAAUAAUACUUUUAAAUGACUGCAUGAACACUGCUUUCCAAUCAAACGAAUUUGAGUCUUUAGAAGAAUACUACGAAAUCUUAGAAGACGGUUCUAAUUUCUUCGUCAACUCCAACAAUGAAAGACGUAAGAACAAUGUGCAUAUUUUGAAAAGUGCUCUCGUCGCUAACAUCGCUAUGGGAAGCAAGGACUCCACCUGGGAAGUAUUUUUAAGAGAUAGGAUCGGUUUCUUUAGGGAUUGGAAUGAGCAAGUGGAUGAAACUAUAUUUGUGAAAAGCAAAAGAGUAAAGAUGCCGUCCUCGCAAGAUAACGAGGGGCGUACCACGAUCAAAGAAAUGAGAAUAAACAAACGGAACUUUGAAAACUUUAGAAUAGCUAUUGUUUUCAAUUUACACAAUGAAGACAGAAAGAGAGCAGGGGAAAACUGGAAACGGACAAGAAAUGGCGACGACCGUCACUCUAUUGUUAAGUUUGAUUUCGAUAAAGCAACAGGACAGUUCCGCGAUAUAAUUGAUAGAAAAGGCGGUGCUGCUAACAUUGACUCAACACUGACAUUAUCAGCGAGCAGCAGCAGUUGCUCACAAGUGUUUAGCAAUACUCAGUCUGACAAUAACCCAUUACCAAAUGCGGAGGAAAAAGAGGAGAUAAUUUAUGACAGUGAAGGUUAA